Populus nigra (black poplar) is the source of this 645-nucleotide messenger RNA. RefSeq names its product heat shock factor-binding protein. Gene Ontology annotation, biological process: cellular heat acclimation. The transcript is spliced from 5 exons. Bases 132 to 398 code for a protein of 88 amino acids. NCBI's taxonomy places the organism in Eukaryota, Viridiplantae, Streptophyta, Magnoliopsida, Malpighiales, Salicaceae. Gene Ontology annotation, molecular function: transcription corepressor activity. Gene Ontology annotation, cellular component: cytosol; nucleus. The record is from RefSeq and is a predicted model, not a curated record.
CGCUUCCUCACACUUCUUUAGCGAGACCUGCUCAUGCUUCCACCUUUCCAUAACUUCAUUUCCCUCCCUCCCUCUCUCUCUCUUCGGUCCUGUUAAUCGAACUCUCGGAAGGGCACAGAAGAAGCAGAAAAAUGGAUGGGCACGAUGCAGAUGAUGCCAAAAAGAGCACUGCUGAUAUGACUGCUUUUGUGCAAAAUUUGCUUCAGCAGAUGCAAUCCAGGUUCCAGACAAUGUCUGACUCCAUCGUUACAAAGAUCGAUGAAAUGGGCAACAGGAUAGAUGAGUUGGAGCAGAGCAUCAAUGAUCUCAGAACUGAAAUGGGGGUAGAGGGUUCCCCUUCUCCUUCUGUCCCUCCCAAGGUCAAGGAAGAACCCAAGCCAGGCAACGAAUCUGCUUAAGUUCAUUAUAUCAUCUUCAAAAGCUAUGAAUUCAAGGAAUACGUACUUCUUUGAUCUCGUAUUAUUGUUGUUUUCUUUUUGGAAAAAAAAACUUAUGGAGAGAGCAUCCAAUAGCUUGUUGCCUUGUUGAUCUUUCUCUCUUUUUUUUUUUUUUGUGUGUGUGGGGCAAGGGAAUGGAAUGAAACGGGAGUAUUAAUGCUGAAAUUUAUGGCAUGCUAUGAAAGUGCUUAUGGGUUUGAGAAUUUAA